Chenopodium quinoa (quinoa) is the source of this 633-nucleotide messenger RNA. RefSeq lists its product as uncharacterized. The transcript has a single exon. The record is from RefSeq and is a predicted model, not a curated record. The coding region runs from base 1 to 633 and encodes 210 amino acids. Lineage: Eukaryota; Viridiplantae; Streptophyta; Magnoliopsida; Caryophyllales; Amaranthaceae.
AUGGAAAACCAAAUAAGCCAACUUGCUCAUCAAGUUGGUCAAUCUUUAAAGACUCCAGGGACUUUUCCGGGCCAGACAGAGCAACCUCAAAAAGGCCACAUGAAUGUUGUUACUUUGAGGAAUGGAAAGAAAUUGGAAGAUCCUCCUAUCAAGGAGCCAUCAAAGGAGGUCGUUGAAGAAGUAGGUGAAGGUGAGAAGGAGAUUCACAAUGCUAAGGUCGAGGAUGAAGCAAAGGAUGCAACUCCAAAGCCACUUGCUCCAUAUGUGUCUAAAGUUCCUUUUCCUCAAAGGUUAGCCCAAGCUAUACUUGAGAAAAAGUACGGUAAAUUUCUUGACAUUUUUAAAAAGCUUCAUAUAAAUAUUCCGUUUUUAGAUGCUAUAUCCGAAAUGCCUUCAUAUGCUAAAUUUUUAAAGGAUAUGCUUUCUAACAAGAAAAAGUUGGAAGAGAAUUCUACAGUUGCUUUGAAUGCAGAGUGCAGUGCUAUUUUGCAGAACACUCUACCUAAGAAAUUAGGUGAUCCAGGUAGUUAUUCAAUUCCAGUGAAGCUUGGAGAUAUUGAAAUCAACAGGGCACUAUGUGAUCUUGGUGCAAGUAUAAGUCUCAUGCCGCUGUCCAUCUGUAAGAAGCCAUAA